Molecule: messenger RNA, 1797 nt
Organism: Colletotrichum karsti
Lineage: Eukaryota; Fungi; Ascomycota; Sordariomycetes; Glomerellales; Glomerellaceae
Product: metallo-beta-lactamase domain-containing protein
Exons: 2
Coding region: 1-1797 (598 amino acids)
Source: RefSeq, a predicted model, not a curated record
AUGGCAGACCUGAGAUCCGCAGUUUACGUCGCACCUCCGAUUCCUGCGAAGGUGCCAGGCAAAGACUUCACAACGAUGUGGUCUCCGAUAUCGUGCACCUUGAUCUACUCGGCCACAGAAGCCGUCCUCGUGGACACCCCAAUUACAAUCAAGCAAACAGAGGACCUCAUAGCUUGGAUCGAGAAGAUCGCACCAAACAGAAAGCUCUCUUACAUCUACGUGACUCACGGCCACUUGGACCAUUUUGGCGGCAUCCCGCUUCUACUGAAACGCUUCCCCGAGGCCGUCCCGCUCGGGACCCCAGGCACUAUCAAGCAUAUGGAGCAACAGAUCGAAGAGACCUACUUCAACGCAGCCUGGGAGGCCCGCUUUCCAGGCCAGAUUUACAAGCCAUUUGUGUUGGCUCAGCCUUUGACCAACCACGUUUUCAAACUUCAGGAUCGUUGGGAGCUCCAUGCCAUUGAGUGCGGGCAUAGCGACACGUACGACUCAACUGUGCUCUGGGUUCCAGCGCUCCGGCUGGCGGUUUGCGGCGACGUUGUCUACGGGCAGGUGCAUCAGAUGCUGAUGGAAGCCAACACCAAGGCUAAGCGUGAGGAGUGGAUCAGAGCUGUCGAGACGAUUGAGGCGCUUGACCCGGUAUAUGUCGUGCCUGGGCACAGGCAGGCUGAAGAGAUUGACGGGGUUUGGCAUCUGGCUGCCACCAAGAAGUAUAUCCGAGACUUUGGUGAAAUCGUGGAGAAAGGGCCAAAGAACGCGAGGGAGGUGUUUGCGGAGGUGAUGAAAAGGCUGCUGGGGGUGGAUGCACAACAACCUGUCACUGACUACAACAUGACCGUCCAAGAGGCUUAUGUCUACGCCACUCGCCAUUUCGUAAGCAGAAUCCAAGAUGCUCAGAUUUGGAUGGUGGGAAAUCGACGCAGCGCAAAAUCGAUAUCUGGGCUGCCGACUUGGGUUCCAGACUACCAGCAAAGUUGGCAAGAUGAACACGAAAACUCGUUUCUCAAGUUUCCUCAACCGGCGCCAUUUCUUGGUAAAACGAUACCGACAGAUGCAUUUUCGAACGAGUCUUCGCUUUACAUCCAUGGUUAUUCGAUCGAUAGGAUCGUCUUCAGAUUGACUGUCACCAGAGACGUCGACAUUUAUGAGAUGCUACUGCCCGCAGUGCUAGCACUUGCGAGUCAAGGCCGCAGCAUAUACGAUGUCUACCCUGGUAAAGGCAGUGGGAGCAACUCCGGCUGCGAAGUAGUGGGAUUAGGUGAAACCGGCGAAUCCAAAGUACAGACGCCUGAGGAAAAUGAUGAUGUCACGAACGGCCAGGUACUCUUGGGAACUGUGAUGGAUAUGGAAGGUGUAUCUGCCAAGGAAAGUCUAGAAAUUCUCUCCUAUCUCGCAUGGGCACUUUCACACGAUCAAAGAGCGCCACCCCAGUCGAGAAUCGUCCCAGGGCAUAUGCUCGAAGAAGUUGCGAGCUGGAAUUCUCGAUCCGAAGCCUCCAAGUAUUUCAGCCUUCAGGUCUUGAAACGAGCAGAAGACAGACUGUACUACGACAAAGACCUGGUGUACACCGAAAACGGGUAUUUCGGCAUCACCAACGGAGGCGAGGCUGAAGAAGAUCUGGCGAUUGCUGUAAUUGCGGGAGCGAAGGACCUGACCAUGCUGGAGAGAAAGCAGAAUGGCGACCAGGAAUGUUGGUUCGAAUACGUUGACAAUGUGUGGAUGAACUACGCAAGAAAGGUUGAGAAGCUGGAGGAGAUCAGUGGCGGAGCGAAGAUGGAACGGCUGGAGAUCCGUUGA